GUUAUCUUAAGGUUCUUGUUGAAGGUGAUGCUCAUAAUUGGUGGGAAUUGCGGUAUAUAUAAGUGUGUAUACGAUUCCUUGGAAACCAUUUGGGAUGUAGCAUUGUUAAGUGUCUUGUAGUUGACAAACUACUGUCAGCUUCUUCGUUGCCUCUGGAAAAGCUUGAAGGAACAGGCCUUUGAAUAUGAAAGGAUUCUUUAGAUAAAUGUUCCUUCUCAGGCUGGUCAAGCAAAGCAAGCAUCUGCUUUUAGUUUCCUCCAGGUUUCUCACUGGUGUUUUGGCAACGGUUUUGGAUUUUAUGCUCCAAAGGAAAUAUGUUAUGUUAAAGUCAUUCCAAGUAUAUGCUUACCUGAUUUCCAGCUUCCAGGCACUUGGUUCAUGUUUUUUCCUCCUUCCUCCUUGGAGGUUCAAAGUUUCUUUACAAUGAGCCAAAAGAAGCAAGAAUCAAUCAACGCAGCUUUGUGUUUAAAGUGUUGGAUUGUGUCAACUGCACUCGAGUUUUCCACUAUAUUUAGAAGUGACUUCAACUAGGAAGCUUCAAAGGAAUAAAAGAAUGGGAAUUUGGGAAUACCACUUUGGUUACUUUUCUGUCUCCUGUAUAGAUGAAGCAAGGUACCAAGCUCCAGGAGAUAAAAGACAAAAAACUUCUCUCUCCCUUUGUCCAAUCACUUAAGAAAAGUACCACUUGGAUGAAAAUUUAUUCACAAGUAAAAGCUGCAGACAAGAUAUUCUUCUAUAUUAACCAUUCAAAUAUAGGGGAGGCCCAUAGCUUCAGCAACAAACAAGUACACCUUCUUCUGUGUUAGUUCUCUCAGUUUUGUUCUAAGCAGAAUCAAAAUGCAAGCAAUUGUUCGAGGAACGCGAUCUUGCCAGGAAACAUACACGGGUGCAAUCUUGAAGCAUUGCCAAGGGAAAUAUAGCAUAAAUUUAAGAUUAAAGUGUCUAACAUCUUCUCCUGAGGAAGAGAAGGGGUUGGAGAAUGUAACAGUAUCAGAUGUACUGAAGAGCAAGGGAGAAGAUAAAGUUGGGUCCUGGAUCUGGUGCCGAACAGAUGAUAUAGUCGAUGAUGCUGCAAAAAAUAUGGCACAACACAAUAUAGGAUCAUUGGUGGUACUAAAACCAGGAGAGCAACAACACAUUGCAGGAAUUUUUACAGAAAGGGACUAUCUGAGGAAGAUUGUUGGGCAGGGAAGAUCACCCAAAUACACAAGGGUUGGGGAAAUUAUGACACAGGAGAGCAAAUUGAUAACACUGCCAUCUGAUGCAAACAUUCUUCAAGCAAUGCAGCUUAUGACAGAUAACCAGGUACGCCAUCUUCCAGUGAUAGAUGGAAAAAUAGUGGGGAUGAUUUCUAUUGUAGAUGUGGUCCGGGCGGUGGUGGAUCAGCAAAGUGGAGAACUAAAGCGAUUGAAUGAAUUCAUAAAAGGAGGCUACUAUUAAAAAUAAAAACAAUUCUAUGUUUCAUAAAAUCAUACAGGAAGAGCCUGCUAUAGAAAGUUAAAAAAUUCGGUGUAUGUUCAGACCCUGUAACACAACAUGUACAAAGUUUGAAUCACAAGAUAAUUGAUGGGCUAUAUCCAUUAGAAUGAAA
This is a messenger RNA of Mangifera indica (mango), 1591 nucleotides long. RefSeq names its product CBS domain-containing protein CBSX3, mitochondrial-like. The record is from RefSeq and is a predicted model, not a curated record. The transcript has 7 exons. The coding region runs from base 838 to 1440 and encodes 200 amino acids. Lineage: Eukaryota; Viridiplantae; Streptophyta; Magnoliopsida; Sapindales; Anacardiaceae.